GGGUCGUCAUCUCCUAAACUGCAGCAGAACUGGGGGAGACAGCAUUUGAUCAGGACGAAAGCAGGGCUUUUUUCAAAGAAGCAUACUGUGAAACAUCGAAACUUCUGGACUAGGCAGCCGUUGCGGAAACCACAGCCGGAGUAGAAGACACACCUGAUGGAAGGAAGCGUCCAUAAGGGAGAGCAUAAAUCAUAAAGGACUUUUUUCCCAGAACAUUAGGAGGGAAUAAAAGAACUGAAAAAAAGGACAAAUAAGGAAGGACAAAUACACAGACCUUUAGUCCAAAGAGGGGGCCCUAUUUCGAUUCACCAUGGUGUCUUUAGCACUUGAAUUAGCAGGCAUUCUUCUGGCAGUACUUGGCUGGGUUCUGACCGUGAUCAGCUGCGCUUUGCCAAUGUGGAGGGUCUCUGCCUACAUUGGCGCCAACAUUGUCACAGCUCAGGCGUACUGGGAGGGGCUGUGGAUGAACUGCGUGUUCCAGAGCACAGGCCAGAUGCAGUGUAAGUUCUAUGACUCCAUGCUGGCUUUACCUCCGGACCUGCAGGCUGCUAGGGCGCUCACCGUUGUCUCCAUCAUCGUUGGGCUUGUGGCUCUCCUCAUUGCCAUGAUAGGAGCAAAGUGCACCAACUGUAUUGACGAAGAGGGGGUGAAAGCCAGGGUGAUGGCUGCUUCAGGUGGGGCUUUCAUUACAGCAUCUCUGGCUCAGUUGGUGCCUGUGUCCUGGUCAGCACACACCAUUGUAGUUGAGUUUUACAGUCCAAUCCUCCACAGUGGUCAGAAGAUGGAAAUUGGGGCUGCGCUGUACCUGGGCUGGGCUGCUGCAGCCCUGCUCAUGACUGGUGGGUCCAUACUCUGCUGCAGUUGCCCUCCACAAGAAGAUAAACCAAUGAGGUACAGCUUGCACCCCCAGAGUCGGGUAGCCUACUCGGCUGCACCAAGAUCAAUUGCUCAGAGCUCCUACAACAGGAGGGACUAUGUUUAAAUGGGGAAACUACACCCUGUAUGUAGUUAUCAUGACAUAUGUUCCGAAUUAUAGCUAAAUAAUAACCUCACCAGUUUAAAUGAGGCUGAUUGUUCACUGGACUAUGGUAAAAGGGACAAAGCAAAGGUUCGGAGUUUACAAGAUAUCUAGGACCAUAAACCUGUCUGAUAAAUAGCUUGUUGAUACUUUUCUGAAGAAGAAAAAAGAUUCAGAAAAUCUAUUUACAUGUUUGGUGAUACUUUUAACUUUUUUUUUCUAAAGUAGAAAAGUUUUUUUUUCUAAAGUAGGCAGGAUAAGAGCAAAUUUUACAAGAUGUGACCAAAUACAGGAGAUUAAAUAUAUAUUUAUUUUACCUAUAUCUGGUACUUUGUGAAUGGUCCUAGUUAUGUUGAUCAUGUAAAUACAUGUACAGGUGUCAUUACUACAACAAAGCAAACAAGGACACUGCUGUGACUGUUUUGACUGUAAUCAGCUAGCAAACGGCUCUUUUGUGUUAUAUUUCUUCCUGCUAUCAUAUGAAUAUAGAGUCACAGAUGUGAAAUGUUAUAUGGCCGAGCAUGAAAGGGGUCCACUGUUUGCUCCAUAGCAAGGCCAACAUGGUAGCAUGUACAGUUUAACAAAUCACAGGUUUUGUUGAAAGUGACUUGAGAGGAAUUUGACUUGUUUUGUUUCGAAUACAUUACACAUGAUGUGGCUGUGUUUGCAUUUUCUACAAAGGUAGUUGCUUUUAAAUAACUUUCUAUUUUUAGAUAAAUAUAUAUGUAUGAGAGACAAGUUAGAGCAUUAUUGAAAUGUUAGAAGCAGGCUUUAUAAAUACAAUUAUAUCAGUAUCUAUUUAAAUGAUUUCAAUAAUCAACAUGUUAUAAUAAUAAAGAUUUUUUCUUUUCUAUGAAACAUUA
Molecule: messenger RNA, 1881 nt
Organism: Labrus bergylta (ballan wrasse)
Lineage: Eukaryota; Metazoa; Chordata; Actinopteri; Labriformes; Labridae
Product: claudin-4-like
Biological process (GO): cell adhesion; bicellular tight junction assembly
Cellular component (GO): bicellular tight junction; plasma membrane
Molecular function (GO): structural molecule activity
Source: RefSeq, a predicted model, not a curated record